Thamnophis elegans (Western terrestrial garter snake) is the source of this 1725-nucleotide messenger RNA. RefSeq names its product protoporphyrinogen oxidase-like. Gene Ontology annotation, cellular component: mitochondrial inner membrane. The record is from RefSeq and is a predicted model, not a curated record. Lineage: Eukaryota; Metazoa; Chordata; Lepidosauria; Squamata; Natricidae. Gene Ontology annotation, molecular function: protoporphyrinogen oxidase activity, oxygen as acceptor. Gene Ontology annotation, biological process: heme biosynthetic process.
UAGCAGUUGCGCUCUUGGAGGGGUCUGGAAAGUGUUUGAGUUCGCUCGGCGUGGGAACCGCAGAUUCCUAAUGCAGCUGCGAGUGGCUGUCCUGGGUGGAGGGGUGACGGGUCUCGCAGCUUGUUAUUAUCUUGCUAGAAGCUCGCUAGCAUCUAAGGUCAUCCUUUUGGAGGGCAGCCACCGGUUGGGGGGCUGGAUUCAUUCCACCCAGACGGAAGAUGGGGCUGUUUUCGAACACGGUCCCCGAGGGAUCCGACCUGCUGGACUUGUAGGGAAAAACACCCUUCUGAUGGUUUCAGAACUGGGCUUAGAAGCCGACAUUCUCCCCGUUCCAGGAGACCAUCCAGCUUCGAAAAACCGCUACCUCUACGUCGGAGGUUCCCUUCACAAACUCCCUUCCGGCAUUAAGGGCAUUUUCCAGACAGUGCCUCCGUUCUCCAGGCCUUUUGUCUGGAGUGGGUUGAAGGAACUCUGGGCUUCUCGUGGAACGGAGCCGGACGAGACCAUCCAUGCUUUCGUGGCCCGUCGUUUUGGCCAGGAGAUGGCUGAUAUAACUAUAGAUAGCCUCUGUAGGGGAGUCUUCGCGGGCGAUUCCCGAGCCUUGAGCGUCCGCUCCUGUUUUCCGACGUUAUUCCUAGCGGAGCGGAAACACGGUUCCGUUAUGCUGGGCAUGAUCCUUGCCAAAAAAGAAGCUUCCACAGCGGAUUGCCAGCUGAUCCGCCAGGCCCAGGAAGGACGCUGGAGCCAGUGGUCCCUGCGUGGCGGACUGGAGACCCUUCCCCGUUUAGCUUCCUUCUCAAGAGAGCGAGGGGUCGAAAUCCACUGCAACGCCCCCGUGAAACGGCUGGACAGAACGGCCUCCGGGUCCUGGCAGAUUGUGCUGCAGGAUGGAAUCGUAGAGGCUGAUCAUGUGAUCAGCGCUUUGCCCGCCAGAGCUCUGGCCGAUUUGCUCCCUGCUGGAUUCGAACCCCUUAUCCAAGACCUGCUGGCUAUCCGAGCUGUUUCCGUAGCGGUGGUGAAUCUACAGUACGAAAACGCACAACUUCCCGUCACGGGAUUCGGCCACUUGGUGCCUUCGUUUGAGGAUGGCCCCUUGUUGGGCAUCGUUUACGACUCGGUGGCAUUCCCCCAGCAGGAUGGUAGCAAAGACUCUACCACUCGACUGACGGUGAUGCUUGGCGGCGCCUGGUUUACAUCCCACCUGGGUGACCCGGACACCAUUCCUCACAGCGAGUUGUUAAGCAGAGCUCAGGCGGCUGUGAAGAAGCACCUCGGCAUCUCCGCGGAGCCUCUUCGCUCCAUCGUUAAAGUCCAUAAGUCCUGCAUCCCUCAGUACUCGCUCGGCCACUGGAAACACAUGGAAAGUGCUACUUCCCAAUUGAAGCAACACAAUCUGCCCCUUAGCCUGGUGGGCGCUUCUUAUGCCGGGGUUUCCGUCAACGAUUGCAUCUUCAGCGCCCAGACAGCGGUGGCUCACCUCGCGGGCGGCAUCUCCUGAGCACGAGCCAAGUUCUGGAUUCCUGGGAUCCACCCUCUCUUGAGGACUUCUUGAGGAAAGAGUUGAAUAACAGAAUGAGAGCUGGAAGGGACCUUGGAGGCCUUCUAGUCCAACCCCCUGCUCAAGCAGGAAACCCUAUACGAUUCCGGGCAAAUUAUUAUCCGAUCUCUUCUUUAAAAACCUCCAGGGAUGGAGCACCCACAAUUUCUAGUGUCAAGCUGUUCCAC